This is a messenger RNA of Loxodonta africana (African savanna elephant), 918 nucleotides long. Its product is annotated as olfactory receptor 2T6-like. Gene Ontology annotation, cellular component: plasma membrane. Gene Ontology annotation, biological process: detection of chemical stimulus involved in sensory perception of smell; G protein-coupled receptor signaling pathway. The transcript has 3 exons. Lineage: Eukaryota; Metazoa; Chordata; Mammalia; Proboscidea; Elephantidae. The record is from RefSeq and is a predicted model, not a curated record. The coding region runs from base 1 to 918 and encodes 305 amino acids. Gene Ontology annotation, molecular function: G protein-coupled receptor activity; olfactory receptor activity.
AUGCCGCCUGCGUGGACCGGCUGGGCCCCCUCUCUGGGUGAGUUCAGGGGGAUAGGGCUGCGCCCCUUGUUUGCACCAUCAGCUCCCCUGGGCCCUGACCUAAGCCGGGCGCCGAGGUUACCUGACUGGGACGCUGGCUCCAGGCUCCAAAAACAGUCGCUGCUUCCCCGUCUGCUUCAAUACACCCCAGCUCACUUCUGUCUGUUUGCCCUCUUCACUAUGAUGUUCCUUGUUACCCUGAUUGGAAACAGUCUCCUGAUUCUGCUAAUCCUGGUAGACCCCCACCUUCAUACUCCUAUGUAUUUGUUUCUGUGGCAGCUGUUUCUCAUAGACACCUUGUUCACACUUGCCGUUGUCCCCAAGAUGUUGAUAGACUACCUUCUGCACAGGACAGUCACCUCUGUUUCUGGAUGUGGGAUCCAGAUAUUCCUGGGGUUAGGCCUGGGAGGGACUGAGUGUAUCCUCUUAGGCCUUAUGUCCUAUAACAACUAUGUUGCCAUCUACAAGCCCCUACACUACCCUCUCAUUAUGAACUGGCCCUUCGGCCAGCAGAUUGCUGUUAGCUCAUGGACCAGUGGUUCUAUUGAUGCCUUGAUAUAUACAGUCUACAUCACGAGUUUCCACAUUUGGGGAAACAGAGAAAUUCAUAAUUUUUAUUGUGAACAUCCCGGAGUCUUGAGACUCUCCUGUGAGGACACCUUGUCCUAUGAGACUGGGGAGUUGAUCAGCACCACCAUUCUGCUUGUUAUUCCAUUUUCAGUCAUCCUUGCUUCAUACUUGCUCAUCCUGAUCACUCUUAUUCAAAUGGCUUCCACUGAGGGACAGAAGAAAGCAUUCUCCACUUAUUCCUCUCACUUGACUGUGAGUUCAGACAUGAUUAAACAUGUUGGUACUUAUACUCUUGCGGAGAGAGAAUGA